AUGGGGAAUCAACAUUAGACGAUUUUGAUUAAGCCAUUUUUUUAAUAUGAAAUUUAAACUAGAAUGGCAAUAGAAUUUAGAAAUAACAUAUUAUUAUAUUUAGAAUUCAUUAAAAACAGUUAAUUAUAAAUAUAAAAUAUUUUUAAUUUAUCAAUUAUGAACUCAUUUUAGGUGAGUUUUUUCAGAUAAACAAUCGUCCUUAUCCCUCCAAAAUAACAUCAUAACAUUAAUUAUAUAAUAAGAAUGGCUUAUUCAAUCCUUCAAAUCAGCAUAAGUUUAUGUCUUAAUAUAAUAUGAACGACUAACUCCAGAACUAGUCAAAUAUAAAGUUAAAAACCUUAAAUAAGAGUAAUCUAACAUAGCUCAAAAGUGGAAAUUUUUAAGAAAUGAAAUUAGAAGUAUGAAAAGAUACUAAUUAAUUAUGAAAGAAGAGAUCUAAUUAUUGAAUUACUAAUAGCUUUGUACCUAUGAAAAAAAUAAUAUAGUAUUCAAAUUCCAUGAAACGUAUACUACUUUAUAAAUAUUCUUCGACGAUAAUAUUGACUCAUUUAAAUUAUAAAGGCAAGUAGAUAAUUAAGAGAUUUAAAACAGAAAAGAAGGUAAGUGGAGGAAAUAUCAAUAACUCAUCUUUAACUCUUAUAUAAUUUAAUUCAAGCUUAUUUUUAAGAAUGGAAGACAAAACUUAACUUUUUGGCAAGCCUAACAGAGAAUCUAUAAGGCAGAUAAAAAUAGUAAAAAAUACAAAAUAGACUACCCUUAUAUAAUUUAAAAUAAAAAAAUUAGAAUAAAAAUGACUACUUAAGAAAUAAAUAAUUAUAUUAAUAAUCUUAAUACUGUAAAUAAUAAAGAAAUCAAUAGUGUAUUUGAAUAAAAUAUAGUCGGAAAAUCAUUACUUUCCUAAUAAUUAGUUUUAUUAAUCUUAAUACAAAAAUAUUGUUGA
This is a messenger RNA of Paramecium sonneborni, 940 nucleotides long. The record is from the annotation of a GenBank genome assembly. NCBI's taxonomy places the organism in Eukaryota, Ciliophora, Oligohymenophorea, Peniculida, Parameciidae.